AUGGGAUCGGGAACCUCGUCGUCUCCUCUCGUCCCUCCUAAGAAGGCUAGAUUUUACCUAAAGUCAACUUUUCAGAUGCCACCAAAUGCACCAGCUGAACUUGAUGCAAAUGUAGUAGCUCAGGUUCGUUCACAAGUAGCCGAUCUCCUCCAUCCCCGUUAUGAUACUCACUUCAAUAUCCUACGAUGGUUACAAUCCUGUGAGUUCAAUAUACCGAAGACUGUUCACAACCUUCGGAAGCAUCUAAAGUGGCGAAAAGAACGUCAUCUCGACGAGGACGCUCGUGGACUUCAAAGUUGUCCUAUAACUGCUGAAUAUGCCCCGGUUUCCAUCAUCGGACCAAACCGAAAGAAUGGAGAUCGACUGAUCGUCGUGGACCAAAGCGGUGAGGCUUUCUGA
Molecule: messenger RNA, 399 nt
Organism: Haemonchus placei
Lineage: Eukaryota; Metazoa; Nematoda; Chromadorea; Rhabditida; Trichostrongylidae
Source: the annotation of a GenBank genome assembly